GUACCUGACUACGGCUGAGCCCGGGGAGCUCUUACUAUAUAAAAGGCAGAAGGGUAACAGUUGGGACCCAGCACAAGUGGGGAAUGCUUCAUUUCCACUUGUGCCAUUUCCUCUGCUGCACCUUUGCCUCUCCUGCAAAGACAGUGCUGGGGGGCAGGAGGGGAAGAGAAUCAGCUUUUAAUCCAGUUCCCCACCAGCACCAGCUCCUGACCCCCCUUGCUGCCUCUUACACAAACGGGACUGAUACAUCGGGUAGUUGACUAGUUGCUUACAUCUCUAAUUCAUGCCUACCUUUUAUUUCCUGUUCUUAACCAGUUACAGAGCCAAUUAAAAGGACUUUCUUGUAUCCCAUGAGUUCUUAAGUUUCCUUAAGAGCCUUUGGAAACUUGACCUUGUCAAAGGCUUUCUGAAAAUACAUCCUGGAUCAGAAUAGCAGCCAGUGUAGUGUCCAGUUUCUGGCAGGGGCCAGAAACCUCCAGAAGGCACCUCUGGAAUAAUUUAUCCCCUUCACAAAGCUUACCCUGAUAUCUAAGUGUUAAGCAUUAGUUUAAGGGUUGAAUCAUGGGAUUUAGUAUCACUUUCACAUUUUUAAUCACUAAUUAUAACUGUUCUUUGUCUUCAUAAAUAUCCAAUCCCUUUAUUGAAUUCCUGACCAUAAUGACUUCCAGUGGCAAUGCAUUCCACAUCAAACAAUGUGAAAAAGUAUUUCCUUGUUUUGAAUAUCCCUUUAAAUUUAACAAUGUUCUCUACUUGUGCAAGUUUAUCCACAUGCCAUUUAUCUUUUUUUAUGAAAAUUCAUCCCAGUUUUUUCAAUUUCCCUUCAUGCGAGAGGUUUUGCCAGGCCUUUAGGCACUAGUUCCUCCUCUCUAAAUCUCCCUCCAAUUUUGUAAAAAAGUAAAGCCCCCCAGCAAAAUAAAGCAAAGCAAUAUCUGAUAAGGUAGAACACAAGCAAAGAACUUCAGGGAAAAUUUUUUAAAAACAAAAAGCAUACAUCCUUCCAUUUCAUUUUCUAUUCUACGUCACAAACAGCUUCUCUAUGUUUUAGCUAAACUCCACUGAACAAUAUCAGUCCAACUAUUGAUAAAAUUAUUCUUAGAAGAAUAAAAUUUGUAACAUUUUAUUCUUACAGUAAAUGAAAAACUCUCUUUGGAUCAAAGUAGAGUUGCUACCAUACUCCUCAGAAAAAUCUAGUGCAGCAACACAUCUAUGCACGGUUUUCACUUUUUGUUGUCACAAUGACUUGAGCAAAGGAAGUUUCCAAGGAAUUCCAAAUACAUAUUGGAUUGUAUCUGAAGAGGUGUUUUAGCAUAAAACAAAUACUUCAGGAACUAUAUAAGUGCUUAACAGCAGCAGCCAUAUGAUCAAACAAGACAGCCUGUGUUUUCCUACACAGUUUCUCUCUCUGUCACCUCUCCUUCUGUUUUAUAUUUUUCUACUUGUGGAGAGAAAUAGGGUAAGUUUCAUACAAAUCUAUUUCUUACUAUUAUAAAGUAAUAAACUCACCACUCAAAGCUGGAUCUCUGAAAGGUGACCAACUACCGCAAUACACAUCUUUCAUAAAGAUGACAAAUUUAUUUCAAAUCAAUGUAUGAAAAAUUGGGGAUUUGAUCUGGGCUCAAGGACAUAAAAUAAGUGACACUAAAAACCAUAUAAAGUUUUUCUAUCUUUAUUAAGUUUUCAGGUUUGAUAUAAUCUGUGCCAAAGACACUCAUGUUUCUCAGGAGCACUAAGAUGGGAAUUCUCCUACUCUGCAUUCUCUGGACAGAGACUGCCAUGACUGGAUCUAGUUUUUUAAGUCCUGAAUAUCAAAACACACAGCAACGAAAGGAACCAAAAAAACAUACAAAGUUAAAUCGCCGGGCUACACAAGGAUUUUUGGAUGCAGAUGCAAGGCAGGCAGAAGGAGACAAUGAAAUAGAAAUUAAGCUUAAUGUUCCCUUUGAAAUUGGUGUCAAGAUAACAGAAGAUCAGUACCAGGAGUACGGGCAAGUGCUGGAGAAAAUUCUAGAGGAUGUUCUUGCAGAGGACACAAAAGAAAUCCAAACAUUGACAAGAGCUGAAACAUGAAGACAGUACAAACUCAUUCCAGUUCAAUGCAGUUCCACUUACUGGCUUGGAUUUCUUUAAAUGUGACUUGUGUAAUUGAUGACAAUAGCAUGCUUUAAAAGUCAAUGCAUAAAGCUGAAAAGUUUGCAGUUUUAAAAUUAUAUUUUAUUGUGUAAUAGUUCUUUUCAUGAGAAAACAAGUAUUAUACAUAUGAUAGACAGCAGCAAGGGUCAAACACUGACCUCUAAAUUGUUUUCUUACCUUUCAAAACUAUGUGACUCUGAAGAUACCUGUUCUAAAAAGUGAAAGAAGAACCCUCUGUUAAACUACUAUAUGCUUCAUGCAGCAAAAAAAUAAAGCUAGUAUUGAAACCGCAGUCAUUUGUUAACUGAGUCUAUAUACAUGUGGUAUUAGAUGCAAAUUUCAGUCUUCACUAUGCACAUAUGUAUAUUAGGGAUUUUAAAAUGUGGGUUUUUUUGGAAAUGUCUAACUGUGGAAAUUUAACACGUGGGGAGGGGGAGGAGAGCAGCAGGAGUUAGUAUAUGCAGGGAGCCAGCUUAAAAGCCACCUCGUUGUAUGUACUGGCUGGUAAUACAGGCAGCAGCACAAGGGGGCAGGCAGCUCUCCAGAAGCUGGUGCUCAUGGGGAGCCAGCCUAAAAGCCAGCUUCCUGUGAGUGCUGGCUCCUGCCUGCUCCUCUCCCCACAAUGCUGCCUCUGAUACAGAGGCAGCAACGCGGGGGGGGGGAAGGGGAAGAGAGAACCUUGUAUUUAAUGGUGAAGAUUAGACCAUUUAAACAAACAAUAUCACAUCCCUAAUGUAUAUCAUAAAGGAAUGUGUAUAUGAAGUUAUCUUUGAUUAGCUGAGUUAAUCAACAAGGCAUACAUCCAUUACAUAAUACUCAGUCCUGAGUAAAAGGAGACUGAAAGAUGACCUCUCAAGAUCCAUUCCAGUCCUAUGAUUGCAAAGAGCCCUAUCAUGUACCUACUAAAGUAAAUGAGAGUUGUACAGUUAGUCGCAAUAGACAAAAUAGUGUCUCGUUAGUGGUCCUAAAGAAAAAAGGAAGCAGCAAAUUAUAGUCUUUACAACAUGAAAGUUUUUCAAUGGUUGCUUUGUCAAAAAGACCGAGUAGUAAAUUUACAAGUAGCGGUUAUCCACGAGGGGGGCUGUAGUAUAGCCAAACUUAUUGAAAUAAAUACUUGUAGUGGAAAUACUGGAUAACUUCACAUUCAAAUAUUUCAAGCUGUUAUUUAAGAUGGGCUAUGUGCACUUGAAAUAUUGGGAGUAAUACUUUUAGAAAAUUAUAUAUUAAAAAUCCUUCUCCGGAACACGAGCCCACACCACUUCCUUGGUACUACCAACAGAUAUGGACAAUGUGUAAAUUGGAAAGGUGUAACUGAACACUUGGUUUCACAUUGUAAUUUAUUAGUUUGGGGGGAUGCCUGAUUGAUAAAUGAAAGAGUCCCAAUCCAAUAAUCUAGGUUUUACAGAUAACUAAAGUCAAUAUACAAAAUCUUAGUUUAACUCUGUAUAAACCAAACAAUUUUAACAGUAUCUCUUUUUCAGAGAUCUUUAUUUACAAAUAAGCUUUAAAGAAGUGUCAACUGUAUGUUUCAAGGUAUAUUAAAAGUAUCCUAUAACAAAAAUUAAGUCAUUGUCAUUUGUAAUAUUGACCACUGAAAGGACAAU
Pelodiscus sinensis (Chinese soft-shelled turtle) is the source of this 3734-nucleotide messenger RNA. NCBI's taxonomy places the organism in Eukaryota, Metazoa, Chordata, Testudines, Trionychidae. The record is from RefSeq and is a predicted model, not a curated record.